AUGACAGAUCCUCAGAAAGAUGUAUAUCCUUGGAUCCUAUGGUUUAUUUGGAAAGCAAAGAACGACAAAAGCUUCAACGGGAAAGAAUUUUUCCCGGAAGAUACCUGGCUCCAUGCAAAGGUGGAAGCAGAAAGUUGGAGUAUCGCGAACCAACCCGAAGAAGACGAUGUCGCAGACAUUAGGAAGAUGGUCCCACCUCCGCCUCGGAUAUCCUUUCCUGAAGACCGGCAAAUCCUGAUAUACCGGAUUGAUGCUUCUUGGAUCAAUCACGGACCUGUUAGCGGCCUCGGAUGGAGUUUGGAGGAUGGCAGGGAAAAUGAGAUUUUUGGACUACAUGGAUAUCGCAGAAGUCUCUCGGCUCUUCACGCCGAGAUAGUUCUUUUUCAGACCGAUUGUUCGGACCUUAUGAGCAUACUUGGAUCUCCAGCAGAUUGGUCGUCCUUUAUGACAGAGGAGAAAUCCUUUCGUAUUCUUUGA
Eutrema salsugineum is the source of this 477-nucleotide messenger RNA. RefSeq lists its product as uncharacterized. Lineage: Eukaryota; Viridiplantae; Streptophyta; Magnoliopsida; Brassicales; Brassicaceae. The transcript has a single exon. The record is from RefSeq and is a predicted model, not a curated record. Bases 1 to 477 code for a protein of 158 amino acids.